Lasiodiplodia theobromae is the source of this 2802-nucleotide messenger RNA. RefSeq names its product Set domain protein. The record is from RefSeq and is a predicted model, not a curated record. Lineage: Eukaryota; Fungi; Ascomycota; Dothideomycetes; Botryosphaeriales; Botryosphaeriaceae. The coding region runs from base 1 to 2802 and encodes 933 amino acids. The transcript has a single exon.
AUGCCUGUCCAUCGUGGCUCUCGCACGAAAGUGCACCUUGUCAGUACUGAUCUCAGAAGUACAACUACAGACGAGCCCUCGAACAAGAAGGCCCCGAACGUCAGCGAACAUGUCAGCAAUGUCGAACAAACACUCAAAGACGGGCACGUUUUGAAGGAGCGCAACAUCCCGUUGGCUGGCGACGACAAUCCUCUGCACCUACUCGGCGGUGAUGAGUACAUGCCAUUUCUCUUCGUCCGUGCUGGCGAGGAUAUGCGUCCUGUGGUAAGUGGCCACCUGACUCCGUGCUUUACUUUGGCAUUUGACACCGGUGCUCAGCCUGCCACCAGAGACGAGCGAGUUUUUCACCCGGAUCCUACGCGCAACGCUAUUUACGCCAGGAUACUUGGGUCAGAUCCCGCGGAUGCCAUCAAAAUCCCACGGGCCCUUGCACUUCGUGUGGAGCUUUCCAAACAGUCCUUUCUGAAGACAGACACGCCGAUCGACGAUAUCCGCAUCGAUGUACUCUUCAACGGUCAGCUUACCCACUCAGGCAUGUGGCCCAAGCGCUUCUAUCAGGAGGAGCCCAGGUUGUUGAGUAUCUUCAGCGGCUUGCGUUUUCACUGGAUGCUCGAGCGGGCUUGGUUAAUCGUACCACCCGGCCAAGAUCCUGAUGGUUCCCGCCGACGACCGGUAGCAAGCAGUGAUACCCUUGCAGAUCGCUGGGAGAAGAUUCAGAAAGAGGUCCUCGAGGAAGCCUUGGCUAGGGGUGUUGAUAAGAACGGGGAAAGGCCAAUGGUGGCGAAGUAUCUUAUGGAAGUUGCAAAGCUGGCCAUGCCCCCAGAACUGGAAACAUGGUCAGAGCCGCGCGGACAGACCUUCGGAGUCGUCGAUGUUGUGUUGUCAUACGGACGCGGCUUCAAGGAUCACCUCAAAAGAUCUUAUCUUCAUAAGCCCACACGCAUGGGCAGUUCAAGGUUCAAAGAGGGUGAGGAGAACAAGUCGAUCUUUGAAAGCAUAUCGAUUCUGCCUAAGACAAACCUUGAAGAUACCACUGGUCGUUACAACCUGAGGGCAGCCACUCCAGAAAGACCUGCUGUUGGUGGAAGAGCUUCCACUAUUUCUAGGGUUCCAGCCAGGCCAAGACCAGGCAAGACAUCCGCACGAACCCUCAAAGUUGAACAAUCUGAUACACUCUCAGGCCCAUCCGUGGAAAGGGAAGGCAAUAGAAUUAUUUCUUCUGAGCAACUUCCGUCGUACCUUUCCGAUGAGAUGACGAAGAGCGGGUACACCGUUCAAGUCGGGUCUUCCACCAAUGGUUCGCUCACCAAGACAAAUGAUGAGAAGACCACGGGAGGUAAUAAGAAGCCGUCGAAGGAGCAGGAGCAGGCUUGCGUUUCUACACCAAGUCACAUCACGAACCGUUCUUCUCGAGUCAUAGAGCGACUUGACGGCAUACCUGAGGAAGACGAAGAAGAAGCUAUACCCGCUUCCAACCCCGGUGAUGUGUUUACCAGCUCAGGUACUGGCUCACAACAGGGACCACGGGACGCUAUCAAAACAUCUUCAGUGCCUCUUGGAUCAUCUCAGAGUUCGGAUACGAGCAAGCUUCAAAUCAUCCCUUUGUCGAGCUCAAUGUCUGAUAUGCCAUCCGGCCUACCAUCGCCGCGAGGAUCUCUUUUGCCUCCAGUACAAAUUCACACGAGCGUUCGCUCCCGCCGCUUGGCCGAACAAGAUGAAGGAGGCAGUCCUCGCAAGAAACGUCGGCUUUCUGGUCCACUCUCACCUCUUGACAUCAAGAAGACAGAAGGCGGGAUUGGGAUGACGCACCGUGGCGUAUUUACCGCACUGGGAAGCCCUAGCGACAAGUCCCAACGGUCUAUGUUCAAUUCCUUUACCCUAGGCUCAAGAAUCGACCUGGAUCCCGCCGGGCCACGCCAGCGUCCUCCUACAUCCCCGCUUUCUCCGGACCUAAGCUUCCGCCAGAGAGAGGAUCCCUUGCUCGCGCGUCUUGUGUUCAAGUCCAAAGGCGAAGCAAUCCGCACUCUCAACAUCACUCACCCAUUCCGCAUCUCGCAGCUGCGUUCCGUUGCCGCUGCUGCUGAAGCUCGCUCCAACAAAAAACGUCUUCUAGAAGGCAAACCGCCCUUUCCGAAGUUCACAUCCCACUUUUCUCCCUCCAUACCCUCUACUCCUCACCAGCACAUACUUGCCAGCCCGACCCAGGCCAUCCCGCAGACGCCCUUCCCGAUCCGCACCCGGGCCGGCAACCCAAGCAGCGCAGGCAGCGCACCAGGCAACGGCGGCAUCUUCGACACGCCCAACCCACUACCACGGUACCCCAAAGCACCAACGAAGAGUCCAUACUCGACGGCUACACCGCCGCAAUCCCAACCCCUACAGCAGACGCCAGUCACGCGCGCAACAACAACAACAACCCGCGACACCACUCCAGAGUCUGGGCCUUCGUCACCUGGCACGGCCGGACCAGCAUCGGCAUCGGCAGCCCGUCGUCCGGAAGACCGCCGCAACACGCACGCGCAGAUGGAGAGGGACUUCCGCGCGUUCGUCGCGCCGGAGCUCUGCCGCGACUGCGCCAUCACGUACGCGCAGCCGCCGCUGCCGCCGGCGGAACUAGCGCUGCCGCAUUCGGCGUCGUCGGCGGCGGCGAGCGUCGGCGAUAAUGGGGCGAGUUGGCGUGAGUGGAAGGAGGGCGAGCCGAGGGCGUUUGGGGGCAGCGUGGUGAGGCAGAUCAAGAGUGAGAGGGCGGGGGGUUUUGAGGAGGAGGGGAUUCUGGUUGGGGUGAGGUUUUUGGUCGUGUAA